Molecule: messenger RNA, 7069 nt
Organism: Pantherophis guttatus
Lineage: Eukaryota; Metazoa; Chordata; Lepidosauria; Squamata; Colubridae
Gene: ZFYVE27
Product: zinc finger FYVE-type containing 27
Biological process (GO): positive regulation of axon extension; neuron projection development; endoplasmic reticulum tubular network formation
Cellular component (GO): growth cone membrane; endoplasmic reticulum tubular network
Molecular function (GO): metal ion binding
Source: RefSeq, a predicted model, not a curated record
AUGGCCGACGCUUUCCCGAAGCUUACGCUGAGUAGCGAAGCUUAGGCACAGCCGGGUCUCUCUUGGUAGGAAGUGCGGGCGGCUACGGGAGGGUCGAGUUGAACAGAGCCGCUGGGGAGGCUCCGCCCCUUCUCCUGAUUUGAGAUUGGGGUGAGUGUGGAGCGAAGCGGAGCAGGAUCGAGGUGAGGCUUUGGUAUCCGUAUGCAGGUAUCAGAACGUGAUGGUGGAGUGUCCACAGGGAAUGGAUUAGACAGUGCCACAGCAUCUGAUGCCCAGCAAGUUUCGCCCUCUCAACCUAAGCCUCCUUCCUUGGACCUCUUUAAUCUGGUGGUAUCCUAUAAGCAACUAGAGCUGUACCUGGAACCACUGCAGGAUGUUGCUGAAGGAGUGUGGUUCCUCCUCAGCUGGCAGAUGCCCUUCUGCUCUCUCCUUACUUGUUUGGGCCUCAACUUUCUGCUGCUUACUCUGAGUGAAGCUGCUUGGUAUGGGCUGUGUGCCCUGCUAAUCUCAGUGCCUGCCAUGCUCGGCUAUCUACAGGAAACAUGCCGCAUCCGUCUUACUGAAGAGCAGCUGGCACGCCGUAGGUAUCACAGUGUGCGGCGAGAAGAUGUGAGAAAAGUUCAACUUUCUCGAAAUGAGGCUGUGGCUGAAGUUAAGGGCUUCCUGAUCCGAUUAGAAGCGCUCCUGAACAGGCUCUGUGGUGGCUGUGAAGCAGUUUACCGUGUCUUCUUCUGGGAGAACUCUACUGUCUCGUCCCAGUUUUAUGGGAUGCUGAUGGGUUCAGUUUGUGCCCUUUACCUGCUGCCCCUCUGUUGGAUCUUUGUUCUUCUUAAUAGUGCCCUUUUCUUGGGCAAUGGGGCAUUUUAUCAAGUGAUGCUGGACCUAAAAUCAGCUGUAGAGCAGCGCUUGGGUUUCAAAUCCAUCCCUGUGGCUCCAGAGCCUGAAGAGCUGGAUCUUGGAGAAGUGGAAGCUACUGUCUUGUCAGAUUGGACACCUACCCUGACUGGGACUGAGGACCUAACUCCUGGCAGUGUGGAGGAAGCAGAGGAAGCAGAACCUGAUGAUGAAUUUAAGGAUGCAAUUGAGGAGACUCAGCUGCUUGUAAUGGAGGAAGAUGACAUCUCUCAGGGUUCAGGAGAGUUUGACCUUGGCCUUCCUGACAGUCCCUUUAUGAGCAAGAAUGAAGUGAUUCGUAGCAGGGUGUCACGGUUGACAGAACGACUGCGCAAACGCUAUCCAACCAACAACCUUGGAAACUGUGCAAGUUGUUCUGCCACUUUCUCUGUCUUGAAGAAGAGGCGAAGCUGCAGUAACUGUGGGAACAGUUUUUGCUCCAGGUGCUGUUCUUUCAAAAUUCCCAAGAGCUACAUGGGGGCUACAGCUCCAGAUGCCCAGCGGGAGACUGUCUUUGUAUGUGGGCAGUGUAACCAAGCACUCACCAAGUGAGGAGCCCGUAUGGAAUCCAAUCUUCAGAUGAAUCUGCUGGGGAUCUUACACUACACUAGCUGCUACUUGAAGGGAGACAAGCAACAGCACUGCUUCUUUUCUUCCUCCCUCUACUUGUAAAAAAAAGGAGGGCUAGCACAUCUAACCUGCUGACUGCUCUACGUGCUCAUGCUCUCUUUCUUGAAAGCAACUGAGGAGAUUCCUGCAAUCCUGGUUGUAUGGAGGAUUCUUCAUGCACUAAACUACUGUAGGCUUCCUUCCCUUCUCCCAAUUCCAAGAGCAAAUAUUAUUUCAUUUCUAGUCUGUGGCCCCAUUUUUCCCCUCUGCAGUUUGGCUGUCAGGAGGUUGGCUGUCCUCAUUUUUGAAAGGUCACUCUUGGCACUUGGACUCCUCAAACCUCUCAAAGUGUUUUACUAUUGCUGAGGUGCCACCCCUCUCUUUCUGUGUGUUUGUGUGUUCUGAAAUGAAGGCUGGGUCUUUGUUCAGAUGAUAGUUAUAGUUGGCUCUGAGAGCAGGCUUUGCAGGGCCAAGAGGAUCAACUGGUUGUCCAACUGGUGAGGUAGCUGGAUCUACUUUUUCUGCCUAUUUCAGGUGAGGAUAGUGUUUCUCUCCCUUUUCCACUUCCAUGCCAUUGACUUUAUUUUGUUAGUUUUCCUCUAAAGCCCCUUUUAUCAUGGUCAGACUAGGAUCUGGAAAAUGUGUGCGUUUCAUCCCUGCAUUGUUAGAAGGCAGAAGUUGCUGUAGUUAACUGGGGUUUUUGCUAAUAGCAAGGCCUAGCUGAAAGUCAGGGAGCUUCCUUAGGAGGUAGACCACUUCUGCAGAAGUGGGACAUUAUUGGACUAUUGCAGAGUAAUAUAUAUCCUACCAAUAAACAAUAUCCUUGGGUGUGAAGGCAACAUUUUCAGAGUCUGAGGUAAUUUUUAUUGCUGUGAGGACUAAAAGGUCCCUGCUAUGGAUAAAUAUUUCUGGAAGAAGAGCAUCAUUAGGCAGAUAGAACAGUGGAACAUAGGAUGCAUAGUAGGGAAUAAGAGAAUGGAGCAGUUCUUUGGGACAAUACAGGAUAUGGUGGGUUUCUGCAAAACAGACAUAUUGUGUCUAUAAUGUGCUGACACAUGUGGGAUAUGAGAUGGAGGAUCAUAUAUGUAAUCCUAAAUGCCAAAAGGAAAUCUUUUUUUGUGUGGAGCUGACAGUAUCUCAGGCAGUCCCUUUGAGACUCAACCAUGGUGAAGUAUUGGGUAUGCCUGAUGGGAAUAUAACUGAGAAUGCCUUUUGCUUUGGGGACAUUAGAAACAUAAAUACAAAGCCUGGCUGAAAAUAGAUUCGGAACACUAUGCUUUUGACUUAGUAGAUGAACUAAAUCUCCCCAUUUCUGACUGUAGACAGUUGUACAUGUCAUCAAAGGCAUUUGGUUUUCCAGUGCUAAAAAUAUAUUGCAGGACUAGAUGGAGUCUUACUUUAAGACAUGAAGUGACAUUUUAUAAAUCUUCACAGUAUGCCAGGCACCCACAACAUUUUUGAGUUGCUUGUUUCAUUUGAGAAACAUUUUGUGGAUGCUCACAAAAUGACUGUUGGGGCAAAGAGGAUUUUCUACUGACAGAAUGGCUGCUAUUCUUUGCUCCAGAGUCCAGACUAUUAGAAUACUACCACCAGCAACUACCACCCCUGUUUCUCCAAGCACCCCUAGUUCACUGCUACUUCUACUAAGCUUUGUUCUUUUUCUGGAUAGGUGGCUAUUUCCAGGUGAAGUUUUGAAGUACAGUAUCAUAAAGAUGAUGCUGAAGGUUGGCAUUUUUCUUUAUGCCAGCUUCCCAAUGGUUGUAGUGCAUUAUUUUUUAAUAUGUAAUCUGUGGUGAAACCAGGAGCCUACUAGCUUCUAUGAAAGGAGUCUCUGUGGAAAGAUGGGAGGUCCCAUGAGAAACAUGGCUUAUAAAUUAGAAAAAAGAUAAAACUUCUUCUUUACUUCCUGCUGUUUUUUAAAAUGUCAAAAACAAUGGAGACUUUGGUGUCUGAAAAACAUCAUCAGCAGCCAUUCAGUCAUGUCUGAUCCACGGCCACUCUAUGUCUGUAAAACACAUACUGUAUAAUACUCUCACCAACAAUAGCUUCAAUUAGGCUUCAAAGUUGUUAAUUCAUAGAAGAGGUAAAUAACGUAUUUUUUGGAGUAUACGACGCUCUGGACUAUAAGACGCACCUACCUUUUUUGGUGAGGAAAACAAGAAAAAGAAACCUGCCUCCCAGCAAUUUUGCCUCAUUGUAGCAAACAGCAAAUAACCUGCUUUACUUUCAUUUUCGUUUUCAGUAUAGCUUGAUUAGCACAAGAAAAAAAAAUCUACUCCCAGCAAUUUACCUCCUUGCAGCAAGCAGCAGAGGCCUGCGCAAAACAGCUGAGAACAAAACAGCUGAGAGUCAGGAGGUCGAUCCAAUCAACUUGUGCUAAUUAGGCUGUGCUGAAGCUGAAACGAGCCGUUUCUUCUUGCUGCUUGCUGCAAGGAGGUAAACUGCUGGGAGGCAGAGGGAAAAAGGUGCAUCUUAUACUCUGAAAAAUACGGUAGAUCUGUUCAUCCCAUCCACCUAUAAGCAUUUAAAAACUAGUCAGCUGCUGGGGAAAGGAGGCCUAUGUAAGUAAUAAUUCAGCAGUAAUAACAUAUUACUUCAGAUUUUGUACACUACUCAUACAAUGUUUCUAAUAAUUUCCCUUAUGACUGGUGCAGUAUGAUUUUUUAAAAACUGAUCAAAUGAGGAAUUCCUGUCCCCCUCCCCCAAACUGCACAUACAUAAUUGCACUGGGAUAGAUCAAUUUAUCCUGAUAGUUGUUGCCAAAUCCUCUUCUAAGAUAAUGUAAAGCUUUUAUUUCUGUAUUUAUUAAUUGCCAUUUUAUUGGAAAUAUAAGAAAACCGUGCCUCUGCUGCUGCUGGCCUCCCCACAGAGUCAGAGGACUUGCAAAGAAACUAGUCAUGCCAGGUGCUGAAUGGGUCAGGGGUCAGGUCAGGACUGUUAUAAAGUGAGACCCUGAGGUCUCAGCCAGCCCCAGGUCAUUUUAUGUGCAGUUUAAUAGCUUUUCUACAUUAAAAUUUUUUGUCAUUUUGUUUAUGGCUUUCAAGUUAAAAAUGUAAAGGAUCAUUUGGAAAGUAAAUUAGCUUGAUGAAGCCUGUCUUUCUUCUCCCUUGAAUUAAGAAGAAAAUAGGGUAACUGCAAAUGAUUUUUUCCCCAGGAAGUAUUUGAGCAAAGGUGGGUCUCACAUUGGCAGAUUUAAUAGAUAUAAAAUGAUGUUGACGAACUAUAAAUCAAAAGAUACAAUUUAUGGGAGUGCUAAGAUUUCACUGACAAAGUUCUGUUUCCUGAUGGUUAACUUUAAACUUGUUCUUCAGGAUAAUGUUGAUGGAGUUUGUGUGAAAAAAAAAACCCAUGGAGAAUGUUUUUUCUACAGCUUAUCUUUGGAGAGGGAGAACCCUAACCUUUUAAAUUGAGUUUGGGUUGUAUUAGUCUGAGAGCAGAACGAGGAGGUUUUGUUUAUAAGAAUAGACAAAAGUUCUAUCAUGAAAGUAAUUUCAGAGGAUGUUUUGAAGAAGGGUGAGACAAAGGUAGCAAUUGAUAGGGAAAGUUGAAUAAACGGAAUCCCAGAACUGGUCAAUUUCCUUGUGUCAGCGACACAUUUAUGCUUCCAACUUUCAAAACUGCAUUUGUGUGUGUGUGUUUUGAGAUGAUUUUAUGAGGAAAAUACUUGAUCUAUGUCUGUAAGGGGCACACAAUGCAACAGUUGUGAAGCUUAAUUGGAGAAAUGUCUUUUGUCAGUUUUUAACGAUCUAUUUUCAUUUUAUUUAAUUAGCAAAUAGGUAAUCUUCUUGCAAGGAAAAGUACAGAUUACAUUAGAAGUAAUUAAACCUGGAGAUUUAGGAACUAAAAGUUCUCAUUACUCCAAAAUAUUAUAACUUUGGUGGCAAUCCCACAGAUUUUGGCACAACAUAAGGUCUGGAAUACAGUAGAGGAUAGAGAAUUGAAACUAAGCCACCAAUGCUGUUGAUACUGUUGCUUGCAAUGUCAUCAUAUAACCCCAAAGAAAAAUACUUUUAGGGGGAAAAGUAAAAGAAAAGAAAUAGAUGGAUAGCAAACUAAAAUAUAAAUUCAGAGAGUCUAUGAGAAAAUAUUCAGGGCCAGUGCGAUAUAAUGCUUUUUUUCUACAUAACUGAUUCUUAAGAGACAACUUUCAAAGUGCUCCUUUUUUCAAAUUCUAUCUGGUGCAAAUCACCUACCUAUCAGUUUUUUCCUUCCCUCUUCCCCUGCCACCAUUUUUGUUCUAAAACUUCAGAAAUGUCCAUUUUUUCAUCUAUGAAAAUUCACUUGUUGUAGACAAAUAUUUAAAAGAGUUGUGGCAACAAUGAUGUCAGAAGCAAUCUUGAUAUCCCCAGUGUGUGUGUGUCAUGUAAGACUGUUUGCUCUAGUGGUUAAGGCACAAUGCUAGAAACCAGGAGAGUGUGAGUUCUAGUCCCACCUUAGGCAUGUGACUUUGGGCCAAUCACUCUGGCCCAACCUGCCUUAUAGGAUUGUUUUGGGAAAAUAGGACGAAGGAGUAUUACAUAUAUUUGCCACCUUGAGUUAUUUACAAAAUAAUAAAGGUGGGAUUAAAAAUAAAAUAAAAUAUGUAAAUGUUGAAAACUCCCACAACUCAAAGUCCACAUAUCUUAGACUUGCCAGGGUGAGAUACAGUGUUAAAAGUGUCUAAAAAGCUUUUAUCCCGUUUGGAAAAGAUAUUUCUUCUCAUCCACUUUUUUUCUCUCAAAGUUUUGGCUAGGAAUAAGUCCCUAUGAAAAAUGUAUCUGUGUGCAAGCAGGAUUAUUCCUUUCCAUUUUCUUUGUCUUAGGCAGUUUUCCUGUCUCCCGGCCAUGCUAAUGCUAUACACGCAUUUGUGUGCCCAGCUGUAGGAGACAAAGCAACUUCACCCUGUUUGCCAUUUGGCUAGCAUCCAUCCUCUUGAUGGUCUGGCAUCUUGCAUGGUGGAUAGCCACCUGGAAGGCCUGGUUGGUUUGGCAUCCUUCCUUGAAGGCAAACACAGGAAUACUGAUACUCUGACACAUUGCCAGCAUCCACAACAAUAUUAGAAAUAGUUUCAACACUUAUCCAGCAACUUGGCCUUAAAAUAUGCCCACAUGUUUCAAGGUAGAGCUGCUUAUGGCAGGGAUGUAUGUAAGUGAAAUUAUAGGUAAAGAAUCCCUUUUGCUCAAAACUAUUGACUGCCUUUUAGCACCAUCUCAAAAAAUUGCUCAAUCUUUGCUUGAAAUUCUAUUUCUUUGAGUUGGAAAUAAGAAAACCCAAAAUUUGGUCAGGCCCAAUAGAGUCCUAGUUUGAGCAACAUGUAUUUCUUCAAGCACAUGAGAAUAUGGUGAUCAGCCAUACUUGGAACCUGAUUCCUGGACUAUUGUUAAAAAAAUAAUGUAAUAAAUCACUUUAGAGAGGUUUAAAAGAAUGUAUAAAUUAAUGGUUCAUUAAACGUGGAUUUCCUGCUCUUAAUCUUUAUGUAUUUUAAGACUUUUUAUUAGAAUGAAAUGAAAAUGGAGAAAUUAAUUUCAAAUGUUUCAGUUUAAUUAUAUGUUUCCAUUAAAACACUGAGCAAUUCAGAUGAAAGGAG